AUGGCUAUGGAACAUAUAAUUACAAUGGCCACAUUGGGACGACCAUUUCAAUUGGGUAUGCUCUAUGAUGUUCGUAGUGACAAACUGAUCACUAACGUAACUCUGUGGGCUCCACGGAUCUUGGAGGACCACACAAAUAUAUAUAAACAAUCGUAUGCUGACUAUGAAAUCAUUACUGAAGAUUCAUUUCAAGACAAAGCACGGGCUUUAGGAGUUAAACCUAAUUUAAAAUUAAGUCUACUCAGUGGCCUAUUCAAUGUUUCAGGCUCUGCAGAGUAUGCUGACGACUAUCAAAAAACAAACCUUAACGCUCGUGUGACACUAAAAUAUUCAAUCACAACACAUUUUCAACAGUUAACAAUGAAACAUCUUGGUAAAGACAAUCUAGAUCAUCCAAGUUUACGUAAUAAAAAUCUUGCAACACAUGUUGUUACUGAUGUUCUGUAUGGAACUGAAGCAUUUUUUGUGUUUGAUCGUACAAUAUCGAAUGGUAAAUUUAAAAACGAAAUUAGCGGUAAAUUAAAAGCGAUAAUUGAUAAUCUAAUUUUUAAAGCCGACGAAGGGGCUAAAUUAAAGUUGACUAACGAAGAAAACAAAAUCGUUAAUAAGUGGAAUUGUAGAUUUUAUGGAGAUUUUCAUUUGAACCAAACUCAAAUUAAUCUUAUUGAAGCUGUCAAAAUUUAUCGUGGAUUAUCAUCAUUGUUAGGCGUAAAUAACGAAAAAGCCGUACCAAAAGAAGUCUGGCUACAUCCAUUAAGUCCUUUGGGUAAUAACCUAACGAAAAUUGUUCGACAAAUUUCAUCCAGUCUAAUAGAUCACACAAUAAAGGUGAUUGAAGAUCUUCGUUACUUGGAAUUAAGAUCAUUGGAUUUAUCAACAAGCAAGAUAUUUACACAUCUUGAUUAUAUGGAAACACAUUUAUCGAAUUUUACCGAGCAAUUAUCGAAAAUGCGACAUGUUUUGAGAAAAAAGAUUGCAUUGACUCUACCGGCACAACGUGGAAACACUAAUAUGCUAGAAACCUUUUUAUUAAGUGUUUCUAAAGAAGUUGAUUCGUCACCAUUUAGUCGGCGACCAUUAAAAUCAUGGCUCAAAGAAAAGGAAGCAGAAAUCACAAUAAUUACGAAGUGGAUUCAAAAUCUAUCCGAAGAUAAAAGCUUAGAUAUUCUAAUUAAAUCAUCGUCAUUAGAUGAAGUCAUUAAUGAUACUAGAUAUGAUUAUAUUUUCUGUCUUUCUUUGUGUCUCGUUGAACACAGUGAUCUUCAAAUUAUUGAUAUGAAGAAGUAUUUACAUAAUAUGGAGAAUUAUUUACAUAAUAAGAAGAAUUUUAAGUCGUCGACUAUUCGUAAAAAACACAAAACGUGGUUUGAAAAUACUCAUAAUAUGAAAAUAUUUGAUAAAAGUGUGCAACAAUUCAAAGAAUUUGCUCAAGGAAACAAUAUUAAAAAUUCAAGAAUAAAAUUUAUUGUUAAUGAAAAAUAUGCAGUGAAUCAUAAUAAAACUGUUAAACUCAUUCUCUACAAUAAUGGAUUAGAAAUAAGUGGCUUUAUUAUGCCAAGUAAACCAGCUGCACCAUAUGCAAUAUCUAUUACAGACAAUAGUGUAACAUUAACAUGGACAGAUGAAAGUAGUGGAAGUGAAAAUGUGCAAAAUUACAAAGUUAUGUAUCAGAAAUAUCAUGGUAAAAAUCAAAGUAAGGAAGACGAACAAUGGUCUGAAGAGUACACAAAUGGUAAUUACAAAAACAUAACCAUUUCGAAUCUGCCAUCAAGCACGAAAUUUAUAUUCAAAGUACAAGCUAUAACUGCAAUUGGACUUAGUGCAAUCAGUGCACGUAGUGAACCCAUGGAAACAUUUGCAAAUAACGAAAGUAAAAGUGAUUUUGAAGGUAAUCCGAAUCGGCUGAUGAACCAACAGCAUAAUCAAUCUUUUUCUCGUUCAUCUCCUAAUGAUUCUUUCGUACGACAGUCAUUAGCUGUUCAAGAGCGAUUAAUGAACAUAUCAGCUAUUACUCAUAAACUUGCUAUUGUACCACCUGGUUCACCAGCUGAAAAUGUUUCCAUAAUUCAGCCAGGAACGCCGGCAAUCUUUCAUCUAGACAACAGGACGGCGUAUGUUCCAAGGUAUAAGACAUCUCUUCCAACUUUAUCUAAAGGUCCUGAUUCAUCUAACGUUGAAUUUUCAACUGUCUAUCAUCCAGAAUUCGGAGCACUUGUUAUGGAACCGUUUAUCGAGAAUCUUUAUAACAUAAGCAAUUAUGGAAAUUAUAAAGUAACAAUAUAUUCUGAAGAUUCACAGCACAUUAUCGCUGAAACGAUGAUAGGUCUUGUACCGGAAAUAGAAAUAUCCGUUCCAAAACAAUUUAUCAUUCGUGAUUCUAUUAAUAACUUGAUAGUGAAUGGAAUUGUCACAAUAAAACUUGUGGGAGGUGGUGCAGUAGCUUUCAACGGUACAACAGAUCAAAGUGGUAUGAUUAAUUUACCAGAUACUCUGGCUGAUGGUACUUAUGAAGUUGAAAUUUAUUCUCCAAAUAAACCAACUCUUCAACAGUUAAAAUUCUUUAUGGUGACAUAUCAAAAUCGCAGACAAGAAAAAAACUUUUCUUUUCUCGGAAGAAGUAAUCUCAAGCCAAAUGAAAUAGAAAUUAUACUUAGAUGGGCUGCGGAACCUAGAGAUUUGGAUUCUCAUCUAUAUUCAUCUGACGGAAAGCAUAUCUAUUUUAGCAAUAAAAAUGAAAAAAAUAUGGCAUUGGACUGCGAUGUUCUAUACGGCUAUGGUCCCGAAACCACUAGAUUCACUAUUCAACCAAAUCUGACAUAUAUUUACGUAGUUCAUCGCUUUUCGGACGAACCUAUAUUGACCAAGUCGAAAGCAGAACUUACAUUUAAUAUCGACACAAAAACUACACAUAUAAACAAGAUUGGAAGACACGAUAAAUUGGUCAAUGGUGAAAUUUAUAAGAUUCCAGAGCUAACACGCCCUGAAGCUAGAUUCUGGAUUGUAUGUAUGAUUGAUGGUUCAACAAAACAAAUAAAAUUCUUUGAAAAUGUGUUCGAAGACCAUAAUGAUUACAUAACAAAUGAAAUCGAUAUGAAAUAUUACACAGAAUAG
Messenger RNA from Adineta steineri, 3111 nucleotides. Lineage: Eukaryota; Metazoa; Rotifera; Eurotatoria; Adinetida; Adinetidae. The record is from the annotation of a GenBank genome assembly.